Morone saxatilis (striped sea-bass) is the source of this 2664-nucleotide messenger RNA. RefSeq names its product ethanolamine kinase 1 (gene etnk1). Gene Ontology annotation, biological process: phosphatidylethanolamine biosynthetic process. The transcript is spliced from 8 exons. Gene Ontology annotation, cellular component: cytoplasm. Lineage: Eukaryota; Metazoa; Chordata; Actinopteri; Moronidae. The record is from RefSeq and is a predicted model, not a curated record. Gene Ontology annotation, molecular function: ethanolamine kinase activity. The coding region runs from base 149 to 1231 and encodes 360 amino acids.
UUGAGAGGCGUUGCCGCACGCAGACUACUCCAGGAUUAUAUACCCCCCCCGUUUGUUACACAUUUUCAUAGAUUGCGCAUUUAGCCACCGCGUACAGCACAGUAACCGCACAGAGUUCCAAGAUACUCCAACAAAUAAAGGUUUAAACAUGGCCAACUACAUUCACGUACCCGACGAGGCUCCAGCUGUGCCCAAAAUAGAUGUGACAGUUGACGAGAGCGACUACAGAUCCGGUGCACUGAAGCUGAUAAAGGAGCUGAGACCGAGCUGGAAGCCAUCCGAGGUCAAAGUGAAGUUUUUCACAGACGGAAUAACCAAUAAGCUUCUGGGCUGCUACGUGGGUCCAGUCAUGCAGGAUGUGGUUCUGGUCCGUAUUUAUGGCAACAAAACUGAACUCUUGGUUGACCGGGAGAAUGAGGUGAAAAGUUUCAGGGUACUACAUGCACACCGCUGUGCCCCACACCUAUACUGUACCUUCAAUAAUGGCCUGUGCUAUGAGUUUCUGCAAGGAACUGCCCUGGAGCCCGAGCACAUUCGCAGCCAACCUGUUUUCAGGCUCAUUGCCAGGCAGCUGGCCAAGUACCACGCCAUCCAUGCCCACAAUGGCUGGGUGCCGCAGUCGGAUCUGUGGCUGAAGAUGGGCAAGUACUUUGCUCUCAUCCCCAAGCACUUAAAGGACCCCGAGAAGAACAACAGGUUGCGUAUGGAGGUGCCCAGCCCACUGUGCCUCCGAGAAGAGCUGGUGUGGCUCCAGCAGAGCUUGUCGGUGCUUGGCUCCCCCGUAGUUCUCUGCCACAACGACCUGCUCUGCAAAAACAUAAUUUAUAACCAGAAGGCAGGCAAUGUAAAGUUCAUUGACUACGAGUAUGCUGGGUACAAUUACCAAGCCUACGACAUUGGGAAUCAUUUCAAUGAGUUUGCUGGCCUGAACGAGGUGGAUUAUAGUCACUACCCAGAUCGGACCUUUCAGCUGCAGUGGCUCCGCUCCUACCUGGAGGCCUAUAAGGAGCACAAAGGCCAGGGCAAUGAAGUGACUGACGGAGAGGUGGAGAUUCUUUAUGUCCAAGUCAACCGAUUUGCCUUGGCAUCUCAUUUCUUCUGGGGUCUCUGGGCUCUGAUUCAGGCCAAGUUCUCCACUAUCGACUUUGACUUCUUGGGAUAUGCAGUCCUGCGCUUCAACCAGUACUUCAAGAUGAAACCAGAGGUGGCUGCGCUGAACUUACCUGAAUAAAAUCCCCCACUCCCCCAUCUUCUCUUCCUCCUGCUCUCCCUCCCUUCCAACCUGCUUUGCGCUUCACAUGACUACUGCAGAGCGCCCUCUUGGGGUGUGUGUAGGGAAGAGCCAGACUGAGAGUCUGUCCUGUUCAGUGCCUACAGGGUCCCCCUCUACAUGUCCUUAUCUCUAUAGAUUGAAUAGACCACAAACUUUGUCCAUCAUCUGCUGUCACAGCUUGUUAACAAGGAGGUAGCCCAAGCCAUUUGUACUGUGGGCGUGUGUCAAGUAGAGACUUGAGACCUGCUAUAAUGUGAAGCCCACAUAACUGAAAUUAUUGUGGUCAUUUCAAUUAAUCUAAUAUCAAUUAACGUGAUAUCAGUGUAUUGUAUUUGUAAGCAGCUUUUCUCAUAGCUCUGAUCACUUUAAAUACAUUGUAGGUGGAAUGUCUCCUCCUUCACAACCAAUACAUAGUAACCACCUAUCUGACAGGUGGCUCAAACACUAAUCUGAUUGCCUGGAGACACCUUCCUCAUAUGCACAUUCAUGAGGAAAAACCAUUGAGCACCAGCCCAGCUACCAACCAAAUUUAUAAUGACAUGAUAGCAAUACAAAGCCUGCUUUGUUUGCUGAGGAACCGAGACGAAAAAAACUAAACAAAAAAAGAAGAAAUGCAAACACGGAAAGGCCAGUGCUGUCCCUUAAUCCCAUGUGAUGAGCCACAACAGGCAAAAAAAAAAAAACUUGUGGUUGCCUUGUGACUCUUGUUUUCACCCGUAUUUUUCCCAACAUCCUGUGCGCCAGAAUACCCAUAUAGUCAUUGUUGCUGUGUAGUUUGGUGAGGGCUUGUGUGUUUUGGCUUUCUGGACUGAAGGUAGAAACAUCGAGUUGUAGGAGAGCAUCUUGUGUUUACAUAGUUGAGCACUGAGCAGUCUUUGACUCGAGGGAGAGUUUCACUGUAAUGUAAGUUUUUACUGUUUGUUUAGACACUUGGGUUUUGUCUAAAUCUUUACUGGGGACAAACUUGCAUCUCACUGUAAUUUGAACAUUCCAUGUUCAUAAUGGUAGACAGGAAAUAUGGUUGUAAUUCAAAUGGUAAGUCAGCAGUGUCGGUGACUUGAUUGUGACAUCGACUGUAAAGAUGUGCUGUACAAAAUGAGACCAAACCAUUAUAUUGUCUGCUCCAUGUCAGGGAAAGUAUGAGAAUCAUCUUUGUUACAAAACACUGCUGUUCAGUCCAACUGAACUAAGGACUGUCCAUUUUAUACAAUUGUAGACCAGUUUUCAUUCAGUUGUGUUAUGAGAAGUGUAAUAUGGCCUUGCUUACUGUCAGAUUACUGAGCCAUUGUUGGCAUUUGUCAUUUUAAGCACCCAAUGUUGGAAUGAAGGUCUGUAGAAAAGUGGAAUUUUUGCGAAAAAGAAAGUGGAGCUGGUUGUCUCAACUUGGCCAA